This is a messenger RNA of Anopheles merus, 2461 nucleotides long. Its product is annotated as nuclear factor related to kappa-B-binding protein-like. Gene Ontology annotation, molecular function: protease binding. The transcript has a single exon. NCBI's taxonomy places the organism in Eukaryota, Metazoa, Arthropoda, Insecta, Diptera, Culicidae. Gene Ontology annotation, cellular component: Ino80 complex. The coding region runs from base 27 to 2366 and encodes 779 amino acids. The record is from RefSeq and is a predicted model, not a curated record.
GAAAAUGUCGAUAUGAAAAUCCGCACAUGGCUUUCACUUACAAACAGCACUCGUAUGACAGUGUAGUGGGACCUGUUAAAGGAAUAUACACACAGGCUCCAGGAAUUUCGAAGGCCCGUGGACACAGUAUGCUAGUCGCAAAUCGCCCAAAUUUCGUUACCAUACUUACGCUGGUUCGAGAUGCAACUGCCCGUUUACCUAACGGCGAAGGCACUCGUGCAGAUAUUUGUGAACUAUUGAAAUCUUCACAGUAUAUCUCCCCCACAGCUACCGAUCAAAUAUUGCAGACCAUUGUCAGCGGUGCUUUGGAUCGUAUGCAUACUGAGCACGAUCCCUGUGUGAAAUAUGAUGCAAAACGAAAAAUAUGGAUCUAUUUACAUCGAAACCGCACGGAGCAAGAGUUUGAGCGGUUACAUAUGCAAUACCAAGGAUUAUCCAAACACAAGAAAUCGAUUGUGAGAAAAUCGAUAAGACAGUCCCGAGAAAGUUUAACGACAGCGACAUCAAAAAUUUCAAACCUGGCUAAACAGCAUCAGAUUGACGAUACCGGUCCCAGUAGAGAUAAUGUUGCCUCAGUCAGUUCUGCUGUUGAAAUCCUUCGGAAUGAUACUACAGAGAUCAUCAAUGCAAUGGAUUCGGGCAUAGAUUUAAGUGCAGCUACGUCUAUUAUUCAUAUUCCAACAACUAUAGUUGGUAACACGGUGACUGUAGCACGGUCGACAACAUCGCUAUUGAAAAAACAAGUUCCCCUAACUGUAAUUGAUAGUAGCAUUGUCCAGCAAUCAUGUGUGGACACAAGAAAUGAGAAUAGAUCUUCAAGCAAUUCUCCGAGCCAAACUGAUCGCACCAAAAAGUCCAUUAAUAUCAUGCAAGAUCAUCAAUUAGUACUUUCAGACUCUGGCUCUGAUACAAUAUAUAAAUCUUCUAGUAAAUUGUACAAUGCUGUAACGUUAAUCACAUCUUCUGGAAACAAUGUACGAACAAUUCAGAUCCCAAAAUCUUCAAUAUCAUUAUCUAAUCGAGCGGACGUAGCAUCAAACCAUAUUACAGUAACAGGCAACGAAGCUUUAACAUCAGAACUAUCAGCACAUAAUACUUCUCCACAAUCUCCUAAAAAGAUCAUCGUUUCUGCGGUUGUAUCCGCUGCCAAAACCAUGGUUACAAGUACAGCGACUGAUUUUUCUUUAAAUCAUGGUGUGGAUAAUUUACAAAAACUGAAUACAAAGCCAAUAUUAGUACAAUCUGCUGGAACUGCAUCACCGAUCAUUACACCGUCCUCAUGUUCGUUUUCGAAAGAUGCUAUAAAAAUUAGCUCUGCCAUAGGCGGCACGAUAGUAUCCAUCCGCCAGGUAAACAACACAAACCUCGGUACGUUAGGUAAAAAAAAUCAAACAUUUGCGUGCGCGCAAUCUACUUCUUUGUUAUCUCCACAACUAUCAACACAAGCAAAAAGACCACAAAUUUCCAUGAACAGUUCUUCUAUGAUUGCCACUACUUCUGCAGCAAAUGCAAUCCGAACAAUCAAGGGUGGUACCAUAAUAUCAACCGCAAUAGAAAAGCCAAAUUAUAGCUCUUCAGUUACAUCAUCGACUUCAAAACAAAGUCCUAAUUCAUCUUCAAUGUUACAAUCAAAUCCUGCGACCACUGUUUUGUCACAAAAGAUGAUGUUAAGUUCCGCCAGGGCGUAUGCAUCAUCCGCCAGCGAAAGCAGUAAUGUCCCAACUGUAGUGGCCAUUAAACCGACUAACUCAACUAAUAUAACAACUGUAACAGAAAGUGGAACCAAUAGACCAAUCAUAAGGCCCACUGCAAACCUUUUUAGUACUAUCACCCUUACCAAAGGUCAGCAGUCCGUUCUAACGCCAGCAAAGCAGCAACAAAUAAUUCAAAAUUUUCUAUCGCAAAAUCAAAAACAGUCUUUAAUCACCAAACAAAUAGUAUGUACAACUGACGAUGCGAAACAAUGUGUAGGUGUAGGUUCACCAUUUCAGUUGGAAAGUCAUACAGCUGUUCCAGGAUCAUUUAAAAUGCAACACAAUUCAACUUCAAAUGUGAAACAAUUGUCACACCAAUUUGUCAAAAUUACGCCUACACGUGCGAAAACUCACUGUAUUUCGACGAUUAGACCCGUCAGUACAAUUGUUACAUCGUCAAAUUCUCCUGGACAUCCUUCAGCAAGCAUCGUAAAUCAAACGUCAUCUGGUGUGAAGAUGAUAAAAAUGCAUCACUCUACAAUGCUCACAUCCAUCGAACCCCAAGGGAUGUUGAAUGCAAGCACGAUGUGUGGAGCUAAUACGGUUACCAUUUCCGGGACAAAUAAUAUUGGGUCUCCGCAUCUACCCCAAAUUCUACCAUGCGAGUACUAAAAACAGCUACCGGAACUACGACUGUUAUUAAGACCGAAGUAACGCCAAGUGGAUUGUCUGAAAAGCUAUUAUCCCAAGGAACUCGCCACCAUGUU